Molecule: messenger RNA, 9780 nt
Organism: Centruroides sculpturatus (bark scorpion)
Lineage: Eukaryota; Metazoa; Arthropoda; Arachnida; Scorpiones; Buthidae
Product: fibrillin-1-like
Exons: 69
Coding region: 1-9162 (3053 amino acids)
Molecular function (GO): calcium ion binding
Source: RefSeq, a predicted model, not a curated record
AUGUACAUGCAAUGUGCAAAUAUAACUGAUAAUACAAGACCAAAUGUGUGUGGGAAAGGAGGAAGAUAUUUUUGUUGUCCUGGAUGGACAAGGAGGCCAGGAAUAGGAGGAUUAUGUGUUAUUCCUAUUUGUACAAGAAAUUGUGGAGAUGGUUAUUGUAUUAAACCAAAUAUGUGCUAUUGCAAUAAUAGACAGAUGGCUACAUCAUGCCAAACUGGAGGUGGAGGUGGAACAAUUGGUGGAGGAACUGGUGUAGUUGGAGGUGGCGGAACAAUUGGAGUAGGUUCACCUCCUCCAGCACUUUGUAGAGAACCAUGUUUAAAUGGUGGACGAUGCAUUGGACCAGAUCGUUGUGCUUGUAUAUAUGGUUUUACAGGUAGAAGAUGUGAAAGAGACUAUCGAACUGGACCUUGCUUUCAAAAGGUGAAAAAUCAAUUUUGUGCUGGACAGUUAACAGGAGUGGUAUGUACUAAACAAUUGUGUUGUGCUACUAUUGGAGUAGCAUGGGGACAUCCUUGUGAACAAUGUCCAUCCAAAUUAGAAUGUGAUAGAGGAUUUAUAACAAAUAUUCAAUCAAAAUCAUGCUUAGAUGUUGAUGAAUGUGAAGCUAUUCCUGGUCUUUGUGAAAAAGGGAAAUGUGUCAAUACUCAUGGUUCUUUUAGAUGUGAAUGUGAAGAUGGUUAUAAACCAACAAAAGAAGAUCCUAACAUCUGUCAAGAUGUUAAUGAGUGUGAAAUAACUCCCGACAUCUGCUUACAUGGGCAAUGUAUAAAUACAGAAGGUGGUUAUAAUUGUAUCUGUGAUAGCGGUUAUGUUCCUUCUCAAGAUAGAAGAGUAUGUCUUGAUACAAGACAAGAAAAUUGUUAUACAGAAUUUAUAAAUGGUCAAUGCAGAAAAAAGCUAUCAGUUAAAUUAUCUAAAGUCGAAUGCUGCUGUGGUGAAAACAUGGGAAAAGGAUGGGGUGGAGCAAAAUGUGAACCUUGCCCACUUCCGGGAUCUUCAACUUAUAUUCAUCUUUGUCAACGUGGAGCUUUAUUUGAAAUUAAUGAAUGUGAUUUAAGACCUGAUAUAUGUGAAAAUGGUAUCUGUAUAAAUACUAUUCAGUCUUAUAUCUGUAAAUGCCAUGAUGGUUUUCGUCUCGACGAUAGAAAAAAAUGUGUUGAUAUUGAUGAAUGUAGGGAGAAAGGAUUUUGUCGCCGAGGUCAUUGUAUCAAUACUAAAGGUAGUUUCCGAUGUAUUUGUAAUCCAGGCUACGAUUUGACUCAUGACGGAACCGACUGUCAAGAUCGAGAUGAAUGUUCUGUUACCGGAAUGUGUUCCAAUGGCAAGUGUAUAAAUAUAGAUGGAUCAUAUGCGUGCCAGUGUAAUCCUGGGUUUACUGCCACAUCUAAUAAUCAGGCUUGUAUUGAUAUUAACGAAUGCUCUGAGAACAGUGGAAUCUGUUUAAAAGGAACGUGUGAAAAUUUACCCGGAAGUUAUCGAUGCGCUUGUAAAAAUGGAUUUAUUUUAUCGCCCGAUGGAGAUUUUUGCAUUGAUUACAACGAAUGUGAAGAAACUGGCAUGUGUAAAAAUGGAAAAUGUAUUAAUGUUGAUGGAAGUUUUAAAUGCAUUUGUAAUGUUGGAUAUAAACUUUCAAAAUCUGGUCAUACUUGUAUAGAUAUCAAUGAAUGUUAUGAUUCUUAUAAUAUUUGUAUAAAUGGAAAAUGUGAAAAUACUGAUGGCAGUUUUAGAUGUGUCUGCUCAGAUGGAUUUACUACAGGUCCAGGAGGAAGAGGAUGUCUUGAUACAAGAAAAGAUUACUGUUAUGCAUCUUAUAAAAAUGGUGAUUGUAGUUUACAAUCAGCAAUGCUUGUUACAAAAUCGGCUUGUUGUUGUGCAAUAAGAGGGGCGAUGACACCGGCGUGGGGAAGAUUAUGCAUUCCGUGUCCGGCGCCAAGUUCUGUGGAAUAUUCACAACUGUGUCCUGGAGGUCCUGGAAUUGGUCAUGAAGGAGAAGAUAUUAACGAAUGUAUUGUAUUACCUAAUAUAUGUCCAAACGGAGCAUGCGAAAAUUUGAAAGAUAGUUACAGAUGCAUAUGCAAUCCAGGAUAUCAAGUUGACGGCACAGGAAAAAUCUGUACAGACAUUAACGAGUGUGCAAUAAAUUUACUUCUCUGUGAUAACGGGCAGUGCCGCAAUACUCCGGGAAGUUUUCAGUGCACCUGCCCUACGGGAUUUCGGCAUAAUACUCAAACUAAUAUGUGUGAAGAUAUUGACGAAUGUAAAGAACCGGGUCAAGAAAUUUGUAUUGGUGGAACUUGUAUUAAUACUUUAGGAAGUUAUCGAUGUGAAUGUGAACCAGGCUCAACUUUGGACGCAACAAGAAAUAUUUGUAUUGGUAAUGUAUUCUUAUAUUAUAAUAAAAUCAAAUAUUUUUCAAUUCUAGAUACAAGAAAAGAUUACUGUUAUGCAUCUUAUAAAAAUGGUGAUUGUAGUUUACAAUCAGCAAUGCUUGUUACAAAAUCGGCUUGUUGUUGUGCAAUAAGAGGGGCGAUGACACCGGCGUGGGGAAGAUUAUGCAUUCCGUGUCCGGCGCCAAGUUCUGUGGAAUAUUCACAACUGUGUCCUGGAGGUCCUGGAAUUGGUCAUGAAGGAGAAGAUAUUAACGAAUGUAUUGUAUUACCUAAUAUAUGUCCAAACGGAGCAUGCGAAAAUUUGAAAGAUAGUUACAGAUGCAUAUGCAAUCCAGGAUAUCAAGUUGACGGCACAGGAAAAAUCUGUACAGACAUUAACGAGUGUGCAAUAAAUUUACUUCUCUGUGAUAACGGGCAGUGCCGCAAUACUCCGGGAAGUUUUCAGUGCACCUGCCCUACGGGAUUUCGGCAUAAUACUCAAACUAAUAUGUGUGAAGAUAUUGACGAAUGUAAAGAACCGGGUCAAGAAAUUUGUAUUGGUGGAACUUGUAUUAAUACUUUAGGAAGUUAUCGAUGUGAAUGUGAACCAGGCUCAACUUUGGACGCAACAAGAAAUAUUUGUAUUGAUAACAGAAAAGCAUCAUGUUGGCUUUCUAUCAAAGAUGGUCAAUGUGAAAAUGAUGUGAAAAUACCAAUGCUGAAAUCAGAAUGUUGUGGAGGCAUUGGUAAAGCCUGGGGAAGUCCUUGUAUAUUAUGUUCUGACAGUGAUUUAAGAUGUCCAAGAGGUUAUGCUAUGUUAGAUGGUGCAACAUGUACAGAUAUUAAUGAAUGCGAAGUAUAUACAAACAUAUGUCAGGGAGGUGGGUUGUGUGUAAAUACUGAUGGAUCGUAUGUCUGCAAUUGUCCUCCUGGACUGAUAUUGGAUCCUAGCAAAACAAAAUGCAUUGAUUUACGUGAAGAAUUAUGCUUUGCACAGUUUACUAAAGGACGUUGCAACAAACCUUUUGAUGGCCUCUAUCGCAAAAUGUUAUGUUGCUGUUCCAUCGGCCAAGCAUGGGGUCACACUUGCGAACCCUGUCCCAGACCAGGAACGGAUGCUUUCAAAGAAUUAUGUAUAAAAGGAAUCGGAUUUGCUUUCGACGGGAGAGCUCGAGGCGAAAUAGGAUUUCUUACAGACAUCAAUGAGUGUGUCCAUUUUCCAAAUAUAUGUCAAAACGGACGUUGUAGAAAUUCAGUUGGAAGUUACAAUUGUCAGUGUAAUCCCGGAUAUGCAUUGGACUCUGAUGGAUUAAAUUGCACGGAUAUCAACGAAUGUACAAUUGCACACAACGUAUGCGGUAGCGGAACAUGUAGAAAUACGGCCGGUUCUUUUCGAUGCGAUUGUCAUGAUGGAUACGAAGACAGUAUGAUGAUGCAAAUGUGCAUGGAUAUUAACGAAUGUACCAGAAUUCGUGGUAUAUGUCGUGGUGGAACUUGUGUCAAUACGGCUGGCUCGUUUUUUUGUGAAUGUCCCACUGGUCACGAGUUAUCGCCUAAUGGUAGAUCAUGUAAAGAUAUCGACGAGUGUAGUCGAACCAGUGGUAUUUGUUCCAAUGGAGUUUGUGAAAAUAUGAUGGGAACUUACCAGUGUGUGUGUAAUGACGGAUAUCAGCAAACACCUAUACUUAGUAGCUGUGAAGAUAUUGACGAAUGUGCCGAACAUAACGGAAACUGCCAAUCGCAAUGCAUUAAUACGCCGGGAAGUUAUUCUUGCGCCUGUGAAGUGGGUUAUAUGUUGCUUCCUGAUGGCAGAAGUUGUGGAGAUAUUGAUGAAUGCAGAGAGGGUGAUAAUGUUUGUAACGGUGGAAAAUGUGAUAAUACUAUAGGUUCUUAUUAUUGUACCUGCGUUGAUGGAUUAAUUCCAUCUCCAGAUGAGAAAUCUUGUCAAGACAUUAAUGAAUGUGCUUUGAAUCCCAAUGUAUGUUUAAAUGGUCGUUGUGAAAAUACUGUUGGCUCGUACGUUUGUCAUUGCGACGUUGGAUUCUCCGUGAAAACAAAUGAACAGGGGUGCACUGAUCAUAAUGAGUGUGAUCUUGGAACUGCAGAAUGUGAUGAUCAUGCAGAAUGCAUUAAUACUCUAGGGUCUUAUCAGUGUCAUUGCAUAGAUGGUUUUCGUGGAGAUGGCAUAACGUGUCGAGAUAUAAAUGAAUGCUUACGAGAUAACGGUGGCUGUGAUCCCGAUGCAGCUUGCAUCAAUACCGAUGGUUCCUACAAAUGUACUUGUGAUGAAGGAUUUACAGGAAACGGUCAGAUAUGUAGAGAUGUCGACGAAUGCAGUUUAAAUCCUGCUCUUUGUGAAAAUGGACAAUGUCUCAACUAUCCCGGAGGAUAUCGUUGUGAAUGCGAUAUGGGAUUUUCACCAGAAGAUAAUGAAAGAAAUUGCAUAGAUAUUGAUGAAUGCACAAUGUUCCAUAAUAUUUGCGUAUUUGGACAAUGUGAAAAUGUAUUCGGAAUGUUCAGAUGCAUAUGCAAUACUGGAUAUCAACUCGAUUCGACCGGAGGAAAUUGCACUGAUAUUGACGAAUGUGAAAAUCCCCAAAUAUGUCAAUACGGAACAUGUGUUAAUACUCCCGGAUCUUUUAUUUGCCAGUGUCCUCCAAAUUUUGAGUUGGCUCCUAGCGGUACCGGCUGUAUCGAUAAAAGAGAAGGAAAAUGUUUUCUCGAUUACACUGGGAGCUACAAUGGAAGAGGAAUAUGUCAUACUGAAUUAGGGGAGAAGAUGACAAAAGCGACAUGUUGUUGUACGGUGGGUGCGGCCUGGGGUGCCCUGUGUGAGAUCUGUCCUGUCGUAAACUCGACCGACUACAGAGAACUUUGCCCCGGUGGCCCGGGUUUUCGACCGAAUCAAAUCACAGUGGUCCUAGAAGAUAUCGAUGAAUGUGGCGAAUUAUACGGCAUAUGUAAUGCAGGACGAUGCUCUAAUACAUUUGGAAGUUUUAUGUGUAUUUGUCCAGAUGGAUUCACUCUUGAUGACACUCAAAGAAAUUGCAUUGACGUCGACGAAUGCCGAGAUUAUCCCGACAUCUGCGGAGUGGGAAGCUGCGUCAAUAGAGAAGGAAGCUAUACGUGCGUGUGUCCUCCGGGUUACGUUUUCGUGACUGGUGGAGGAUGUGUCGAUAUGAGAAAAUCCGUUUGUUAUAGACAGUAUUAUAACACAACCGACGUACCGCCUCAAGUUGUUUGUGAGCAAGCGAUGCUAGCAAAUCAAACACGCAUGUCUUGUUGUUGUUCGGUUGGACGAGCCUGGGGAGAAUUUUGUGAACCUUGCCCACUUUUAAAUUCAGUUUCAGAUAUUGACGAAUGUGAAAAUCCCCAAAUAUGUCAAUACGGAACAUGUGUUAAUACUCCCGGAUCUUUUAUUUGCCAGUGUCCUCCAAAUUUUGAGUUGGCUCCUAGCGGUACCGGCUGUAUCGAUAUUAACGAAUGUGUAGAGACCUCAGAAGUGUGUCUCGGAAAUGCUCAAUGCAUAAACAUACCGGGCAGCUACGAGUGCCGUUGUGCUGACGGAUACAAAUUAUCGCUGAGUCGAAGGGACUGCUUAGACAUCGACGAGUGUUUGGAAAGACGUGGAAUAUGUCAGAACGGCUUCUGUCAGAAUCUAGAAGGAAGUUUUCAAUGUACCUGCGAUGUAGGAUAUUAUUUAUCUCCAUCUCUAGAUAAAUGUUUAGAUAUCGACGAAUGCGUUCGCAGUCCCGGAAUUUGUUCCAACGGAACCUGUCGUAACACACCCGGCUCCUAUCAAUGCUUAUGUAAUGUAGGUUUUCAACUGUUAUCGACCGGAGACUGUUUUGAUAUCGAUGAAUGCAAAAUCCAGUUCGGCAUAUGUUUAAACGGACGAUGUAGAAAUACGGUCGGUAGUUUCGAAUGUCAGUGUCAAGAAGGUUACGUUCUUAGUCACGACGGACGUACCUGUAAAGAUAUCAAUGAAUGCAGCGAAAUAGAUAUUUGUACCAAAGGAACUUGUCGAAACUCGGAAGGUUCAUUUGAAUGUAAUUGUCCCGACGGUUUCCGUCUAACGCCAGACAGGAUAGACUGCGAAGACAUCGACGAGUGUCGUACGAUUCCGCUUCUGUGUUACGGAGGAACCUGCGUCAAUACUGAAGGAUCAUUUACGUGCACGUGUCCGAGAGGUUUCAUGGUUUCUUCGGAUGGCAAAGAGUGCUUGGACAUCCGAAAAAGCUUUUGCUACACAAAAUUUGAAAACGGCAUCUGUCUAAGUCCCCACGCAACCAACAUGACGAGGAGAGAGUGUUGCUGCAUGAAGGGUACUGUUGCCUGGGGUGCAGAUCCCUGCGAAAUCUGUCCAUCUCCCAACGAAGGAAGUUUCAGAAUUCUUUGUCCAGAUGGCUUUGGAUACAUUUCACAAAAUGGAAUAAUGGAAGAUAUAAAUGAGUGCAUGAUGGAUCCCACCCUCUGUCAAAAUGGAAGAUGCAUCAAUACCGACGGUUCUUAUCGUUGCGAGUGUCGGGAAGGAUUCAGACUCGACCCUUCUAGAAACAUCUGCGUCGACAUUGAUGAAUGUUUGACGUUUAAUAUCUGUGGUAAUGGCACGUGCACAAAUGAAAUAGGAACGUUUACCUGUUCUUGCAGAGAAGGAUUUACUCCUGGACCUAAACAAACUUGUAUAGAUGUGGACGAAUGCUUGGAGAUAGGAAAUGUGGUCUGCGCCUUCCGUUGUCAAAACAUGCCAGGUACCUUCCGUUGCAUCUGUCCUGCCGGUUACAAACUCGCUGCUGAUGGAAAACAUUGUGAAGAUCUGGACGAAUGCGAAACUCCUGCUAAUAAUUGUAGGUUCGAAUGUAAAAACCUAGUCGGCUCGUUCAUGUGCAUUUGCCCCGAAGGAUAUCAGCAGGUGGGCACCGGCGAUGACUGCAGAGACAUAAAUGAAUGUGCUGUGAUACAAGGAAUCUGCCAGAAUGGUCGCUGCAUCAAUACCAGAGGAAGUUACCGAUGCGAAUGUUUUGAAGGAUUUGAAACUACUGCAAAUGAAAAAGAAUGCGUCGAUUACAGAACUGGAUACUGUUUCAUUCAUGCCGCUGGAGGAGUGUGCACAACGCACACUGCGGAUCUGGCAGAAAUGACCAAGGCCGACUGUUGUUGUGGAAUGGGUGCGGCUUGGGGACCCCAGUGCGAAAUAUGCCCUCAUAGAGGAACGAAGGACUAUGAAGUUCUUUGUCCACAUGGCAGUGGCAUCACCCAAAAUGGGAAAGAUGUGGAUGAAUGUAAGAUUAUGCCCUUCCUGUGCAAGAAUGGUCGAUGUAUCAAUACUCUAGGAUCGUAUCGUUGUCUAUGCAACAAAGGUUAUAAAACAGAUCAUUCGGGAACACAUUGCAUUGAUGUUAAUGAAUGUGAAAAGGUACCUUCUCCAUGCAAAUUCUCCUGUCAAAACACAGAGGGAAGUUAUAUAUGUUCUUGUCCCAAAGGUUAUGUGUUGGGUCCGGAUGGAGUAACAUGUAAAGAUUUAGACGAAUGUGCCACUUUACAGCACAGUUGCGAACACACUUGCAUCAACACUCAAGGAAGUUAUCACUGUACUUGUCCCAAAGGUUUUAAAUUAGUAGGAACGCGCUGUUUGGAUUUGAAUGAGUGUACGGAACAGGCCAAUUUGUGCGGACCGUUAGGAACGUGCAUGAAUUUACCCGGAAGUUUCAAAUGCAUCUGUCCCAGAGGUUAUAUCACAGAUUCUUCCGGAACCAUGUGCAUAGAUACUGAUGAAUGUGCAGAUGGUGCUCGUUGUCAGCACGGUUGUGAAAACAUGGUGGGAGGUUAUCGUUGUUCCUGCCCCGAAGGAUACCUACAGCAUUAUUAUUGGAAUCAAUGCGUCGACGACAACGAAUGCUCGGGUCCUGCUUCCGCCUGCGGUACGGCCAUGUGUUUGAACACGGUGGGGAGUUACAGUUGCACGUGUCCUCCCGGUUACAACUUCGACAAUCUCAACCUGAUCUGUAUUGAAAUCGGAGGAAUCGGAGGCAACGUGGGAUGUCAGGGAAGUCCGUGCGCAUUCGGAUGCACUCCCACAGGACAAAGUGGAUUCGUGUGCGGUUGCCCCGACGGAUACCAAAGGAUCGGACAAGGCCACUGUCUGUCGACCAUAUCUCCGCCCGUGGGUAACGACAUUCAGGACAAUACUCUUGGAGGACUUCCGGUCUAUCCCAUUCCCGACGGAGACUCCUCUUACACCAUUCCCAGCGAGAAAGUCAUCUCCACCGAAGGGUGCUACUCGUGUAAACUCAACGGAAAUCGACAGAAGAGGAACGUGGAAAACGCCACGAUUACCGGACACCAGAAGAAAUCCGAAUUCAGACAGACAAAGCAGACAUUGAGAAGACUGGAAAAGAGGGCCAUUAACAGAAUGCAACAUCCUCUUCCUCAUCGCCUACGACAUUCCAACCGUCACAAGACGUUAAACUACACCUACGAGCGAUUGGUGGAUUUAAAGACGCCCGUGUCCAUCAGCAUCCCUCUGUCGGGCACGCAUCCCAAAAUGAACAUUCUGAAGUUAAGGCCGGCCGUCACCUACUUACAGAACAAAGAGAAGUACGACGUGGUUCUGGGAAAUAACGAUCUCUUUCACAUGACUACCAGGCAGGGAGUGUCGACGCUGACGUUGAAGAAGAAGCCGGUCCGAGGGGGAGUGCAUGUGCUGAAGAUCCGAGGCAGUACCGGAUCCUGGGGGGAGAGGAACCGGGGCAACUUCCUGGCGACGAUACGCCUGACGAUAACGGAAUGAAGCAGGAAGUGGCCCGCCCGUCGCCUUCGGUCCCGGGCGCGGAGGAGAAGGCGCCCGGCGCCCCCGAAAUUCCACCUAUUUAAGUACGUCGGCGGCGCCCGGAGGCCGCGUGUACAUAGUCCGUCCUCGCGACGGCCCCGUCCUCCUCCGCCCGCGCCCUAAUUUAUUGUCCAGACAAUAAAAGUCGCAACGCUUUCUUCUACCAUUUAAACCUGUACAUUUGCCGUAAAUUAAAAUGUUUUGUCACUUUCUUAUCUCCGUCUCCCUCUUUUCUUCUCCCCCUAAGAAUCUUGCAGGGAUGAGGAAGUCGGCGGAAAAAUACCCGACUCCCACUCUCCAUCCCUGGCAUCCUGUAAUUUUCGUCUCCUACAGUUUUGGAAGAUUCCGGAGAAUUAACGUUUCCGAAGGUCUUUUCGUAAUUUAACACCAGCCGGCUAAUCCGAACGAUCUGGUACGGUAAUUUUCUUCGAAUUAACGAGAGAACCCGUCAAGUACCCAUUGAGUGACACAACUAAACACUAGACGCAGUUUCUUGGAGAAAGAAAUAGAAAAAUGUCGACACCCGAAGUCUCCCGUUUACGGAAUUUAGAAAACGAAAAUCAUACCUUAGGAACAAAG